AUGUCGGACACUUGCAUAUCUCUGUCGGAGUCGACAGCUUGUCCCGCCUUCAACGCCUCUUCUAUCUCAACCAACUCUACCCUUUAUGCAGACUUUCCCUUCUUGCAGUAUGUUUCGAACGUGACGGAUUUUGAUACGCAGUUGCGCAGUUAUGUGUCGGAGGCCUACGUCAAGGCUGAGUAUGUGGACCUAUUCGGGUGCCAGGGGGUCAAUCUCACGGAUACUGCCGACUACUACGCGCGCUAUACUACCAGUGUAAUUUGUAAUGGGAUUGUUCAGAGCUCAAAGAGCGACUGCCAUCUUUCGACAGAUGAUUCGAUGCCCCUGUGUGCUGCAACAUGCGCACUCAAGGCGACGAGCGAAGAGGAAAUUGUUGUGAAUUCAAAUCUCUGCCAAAAUGUGAGCAGCGACUAUAUGAGUCAGGUCCGCGCGGAUUUUACGGUUUGCGCCCUGCCCGCCGACUCCCUGACGGGCACUUGUAUCUCUGGGUCAGACAAUGAGCCUAAAAACUGUGGAUAUGGUCCAAAUCUCCUGGGCCUUUGCCAAUACUGUGAUGCAACCUCGACAGAUUCAUGCUGCACCGCCGCUAAUUCGACAACCCGCUGUUCUAACGUCACGAUCCCCUCAACAACAGCCACCAUUCAGCCAGUCAUCCCAACCUCAUCAACGUCGACGGCUACCGCUGACGCAUCCCAUUCACAUGGUCUUUCCGGUGGCGAGAUUGCCGGUGUUGUUGUUGGCUCCGUGGCUGGCUUUGCUCUUCUCGCCGGCCUAGCUGCCUUUCUCAUCUUGUGUCUCCGCCGGCGCCGGAGGGCAAACCGUGAGAUUGGGCUCAACCAGCCCAACCCGCAGCGGAAGGGCAUGUCGGCCAUGCAGUAUGUUCAGAGCCCGCAGGGCUAUGAAGUGGUCCCAGGCGGGCGAGUCGCCAGAAUGUCCGCCUUGCGUGAAGUUCCUAGUCAAUCGCCCGCGCGGUCUCGCAACUCGGCCGCUGUUUUCAGCAGUGCCAAGUACAGCGACACAUCCGACUCGGAGGGAUACCGUGCCAGCCCGGGAACAAUGUCCAAGCGUAUCCCUCCCGUCACAGGGAAACGAAACGGGUCGCUCUCUAGCAACUCGAUUUUUGCUGGUAUUGAUAGUGACACCUCGCCUCGCUCCGGCACGAACGGCCAGUUCUCGUCGCCAGAGGCUGUGACCAGUGGCCAGUCGGAGCAGCUUCCCUUCUUCCGUGACUACUAUUCUCAAGACGACAUCUACGCUGGAGACCAGGUUGCAGUGCUGUGGGCGUAUCAACCACGUGCAGGUGAUGAAUUCGAACUCGACCGCGGCGAGAUGCUCAAGGUGAUUGGCAUCUGGGAUGAUGGAUGGGCGACUGGCGUUCGCCUGCCCGAACGCGCUGAAGACUUUGAUGCUAUGCAUCGAGAACAACGUGAUAGUGGCGUCUCCCAUGGAUCGCGGAGACUGGCUGUUUCUCCUGCGCCCAGUGGGGACAUCAAGGCAUUUCCGCUGGUUUGCGUAUGCCUCCCCCAACACUGGAGGAAAAUCGUUGAAGGAGAGGUACCGGAGGAAGACGAAUCUUGA
Molecule: messenger RNA, 1578 nt
Organism: Penicilliopsis zonata CBS 506.65
Lineage: Eukaryota; Fungi; Ascomycota; Eurotiomycetes; Eurotiales; Aspergillaceae
Exons: 5
Coding region: 1-1578 (525 amino acids)
Molecular function (GO): protein binding
Source: RefSeq, a predicted model, not a curated record